UUUUACAUAUUUACAAGUCUCUUCCACAAAAAGGUAGACAGGAGGCAUGGGUAAUUGUGCGUACACUAGACAGACAUAGGCUCAAACAGAACACAGCUUACUGGGGAUGAGGACAGGCGACAAAAGACACACACACACAGGGAACAAAACACAGUGAAAGUGUUUGAGUGGUUGAACAGAUGCACGUCAAGCCAGGCACUCAAUUAGAAGGAAACAAGCACUCACAAAACACAGAAGACAGAAAGGUUUGAGGAGGUAGCGACAAGCAGGCCAACAGAAGACAGAUGAACAGGUGCUGGAACUGACAGAAAACAAUACCGUUCUGCUAGUAUUAGAUCCUGGAACUAGUAUGAUAUAUUGUUAUGUGUUCAUCAUCUCUUUAUGUGUUACUCUGCUAUCAAUUAGGUUCCGGCUCAUUAGUGUACGGCCCUGCCCUUUUCCUUCAGCCGAACAUAAAAAUAAUUGAUCCUCCUGGAAGCUGUUGCCUUGGUUUCCACAUUGCUGUAGUCCAAGGACUUUUUGUUUCGCACAGUUGCCUCCUCCUCUUUUAAUAUGGAAAUGUACUCGUGUGCCUUUCUUACUAGUUAGGGAUAGCGGUGGUUGGCAGUGUGUGUGUUUGCGUGUGUGUCCGUGCCCGUGUCUAACCGAGAGUGUGAAUCUGCGUUCACGGUUGGUUUGAUGUAUCAUAAACCACACACAAAUCUUCUUGUAGCUUCUAAGUUCCUCUUCUUCUUCUUCUUCUUCUUCUUCUUUUUCUUUUACUUUUUCUUUUUCUUUUUCUUUUUCUUCUUCUACUUCUACUUCUUUUUCUUCUUCUUCUUCACAGAUAUAAACAUGGCUGGGGAGCCCAAACCUUACAGGCCCAAGAUCGGCUCCAAACGGCCCCUCUCCUCUCUCUACAGCGGCUACGAAUUCGACUACGAUUACUACAGAGACGAUUUCUACAGCAGGCUGUUUGAGUACCACGGCCGGGGGGGGGGGCCCACGCGGGCCGUGAUGCCGGUCAAGCGCUCCCGGGUGGUGGUCCCGUCCAUACGCAGGGCCAAGUCCUCCUUCCCGGUCAGGACCUCUUCCACCUCCUCCAGCUCCUCCUCCGCCUCCUCCAACGCCACCGCCAGAGCGCUCCACACCGGGUCCUCGGUGACCUCUCCUAAGCUGAAAACAGACCAGCUCCUGACCAUCAAGAAGGAACUGUCCCAGAUCAAGACCAAAAUAGACUCUCUACUGGGGAGGCUGGAAAGAUUUGAGCGACAACAUCAUGGUGGUGCUGAGACGCAGAGGAAGCAGGGGAAGGCGUACCACGGUCUCCGCGGCGACCCGCACGACCAAUCCGGCGAGGAGGAAGGGGAAGGGGCGGGCGAGGUGGAGGCGGGGGAGAUGACGGACGGCGGCGAGGACGAAUACGAGGACGGCGCUCCCAGCGACAUGAUAGAGAAUCAAGUAUCGGACAUAGACAACUGAACCGGAGGUCUUACCAAGCGACGGGGAGGUCGAAUGUGAAAUUGAGAUACCAGCAAAGCCUUCUGGAUGAGGAAUUUGCGCUUAAAGGAAAACAAAACAAAUGAUGACAAAAGGAAACGCUGGGAAAGGGACCUGUGAACAUGUUUGUGCUUGUUUGCCUCUUUAAAAGACUUGCUACUAUUGAGAUGUGCUUUAUUUAAAUGAAAAAAGAGGCUAAUUAAUAUUGUAUUCCAGGCUAUUGCAAAAUCUGUUCCAAAAAAGGAAAUCGAAUAAAAACACAAAAAAAAUUAAAUAAUAAUAAUCCUAAUUUUAUUUUUAAAGAACGAUAAGGAUCUGCCGUGGAUCUGUAAGGAAAUGAACCAUUAAAUGGCUUAUUUUGUUUUUACCAAAUUCCAUUCUACUUUUGCUAUAAUGCAUUGAGGUUAAAGGAUAAGGAAAUAUGAGAAGAAAUGGGAAAAAUGUUAGCGAUUAAGAAAGACUUUCCAUCAUGUGAAGUGCUGCCACAAUGUGAACCGUUUAAUUCAUACAUUUUGCUGGACUAUAAAUAUAUACAUAUAUAUAAUUUAUUAUAUUUUCCGUUGUUCAAUGUGCAUAAAUUCUGCAAAAUACAUUAUAAUUGUGGCUCAUAGUUGUCAAGAGUGUGAGGUGAAGUAUUUUUAUGAUAAGCAUGUGAAAGAUGUGAUUAUUAUGUCUCCUUUGUAUGUGUUGCGUCAGUUGUACAGCUGUGGAUUAAAAACCAACAAACUGUUUUUGAAAUAAAACAAUCUCUGAUCAAAA
Gadus macrocephalus (Pacific cod) is the source of this 2238-nucleotide messenger RNA. Its product is annotated as RNA-binding Raly-like protein. The record is from RefSeq and is a predicted model, not a curated record. The coding region runs from base 679 to 1461 and encodes 260 amino acids. NCBI's taxonomy places the organism in Eukaryota, Metazoa, Chordata, Actinopteri, Gadiformes, Gadidae. Gene Ontology annotation, cellular component: nucleus. The transcript is spliced from 7 exons. Gene Ontology annotation, molecular function: RNA binding.